Molecule: messenger RNA, 775 nt
Organism: Perkinsus marinus ATCC 50983
Lineage: Eukaryota; Perkinsozoa; Perkinsida; Perkinsidae
Exons: 1
Cellular component (GO): cytoplasm
Molecular function (GO): electron-transferring-flavoprotein dehydrogenase activity; flavin adenine dinucleotide binding
Source: RefSeq, a predicted model, not a curated record
AUGGGCAUUAAGUUCCUCUGGGGUGAGGUUACUGAGCUCGACGGUGAGAAGCAGAUCGCUCAUGUCAAGCCUAUGUUCUCUGAUCAUACCGAGGAGGUCGCCUUUGACUACUGCGUCAUCGCCGCCGGUUGCACUUUCGGUCUCUUCUCGAAGUGGGGUGAGUCUCUCUGGGCCCCUACUGUGAAUGAGGGUGCUAUUGCUGAGUCCGAGUGGAAGCAUAUCGAUGAGCGUUUCAUUGAGGGUCGCCGUCGUCAUAUCUUCGAGGAGCACGAGAAGCUUGCAGCCCUCAACAAGAAGAAGGCCAACGUCCUCGUCGUCGGUGCCGGUUUCAUUGGUGUCGAGUGGGUCACUGAGCUUCAGCACUACUUCCCCAACCUCAAGCUCACCAUCAUGGACUUCCUUCCUAAGUGCCUUGGACCCCUCCCUCAGAACGCCGCUAGCUACUGCGACAAGUACAUGAAGGAGCAUGGAAUCAAGUGCUACUAUGGCAUGAAGUAUGCUCCUAAGGAGGAGGGCUUCUGGGAGAAGAUCGGGCUCACUGGCGAGCCUGACUGCACUUUCGUGUGCAUCGGCACUAAGGCUUCCAACUGGUUCAUGCCCAAGGAGUGCUUGACUGGCUAUAACCCCUUGGAGGAGGACAAGAAGGAGAAGGACCCCAAGAAGCGUGGCCCCGGUGGCGGAGGAUGGAUUCACGUCAACAAGCACUUGCAGGUCUACAAGGUCAACGAGGAUGGUUCUCAAUCCCUCUGGGGUAACGGUCACAUCUUCGCCAUUG